Messenger RNA from Panicum hallii, 1604 nucleotides. RefSeq lists its product as uncharacterized. NCBI's taxonomy places the organism in Eukaryota, Viridiplantae, Streptophyta, Magnoliopsida, Poales, Poaceae. The coding region runs from base 370 to 1254 and encodes 294 amino acids. The transcript has a single exon. The record is from RefSeq and is a predicted model, not a curated record.
UAUUUAAGCCGGGAAACCGCAGCGACCGAGACGAAAAGAUCCUUCUCUUCUCUCUCUCCCCUCGCAUCCGCCCAAACGCACGCGCCCCCUCGCCUGCAGCUGCCGCGUAGCCAUCCAAGCCAAUCCCUCCUCGGCUCCUCCUCCGCGCCGCGCUUAAACAAAACCCACCCAAAUUUAAGCGAUCCCCGAAGGGGGUAACCGAAAGCGAGGAAGGCAGGUGGCGUCUGCGCUUUCGGAAAUUUCGCUUCGCUUCGCUUCCUCGUCGUCGAUCCGUCCACCCACCAACCGACCCACCCAUGGCCGUGCCGAGGGAGCGCGAGGCUACGGCGACGAGGUGAGGUGAGGUGAUAUGAGAGGAGGCGCGGCGGGAUGGGCAUGAGGUGCAAGAAGCACCCGUUCCAGGCCGCCGGCGGCGUCUGCGCCACGUGCCUCCGCGACCGCCUGCUCGUGCUCGCGGCCGAGCGGAACGGCGCGUCCUCCUCGCCCGCGCACGCGCAGGCGCAGGCCCCUCCGGCGCCCGAGCCCGCGGCGUUCCCGAGGUCAGUGUCGCCGUACGUGUCCCGCAGGAAGUCGGACGCCGCGGGCGGGGGCGGCGCGCUCAGGCACCACCCGAGCCUGCUCUUCUUCCGGACGCCGCAGGUGGGGCCGGCCUACGGCGGCGGCGGCGCGCUCGAGGAGGGCGACAUCGGCUACGAGUACGAGAAGCGGCGCGCGGGCAAGUUCUCGGUCCUCGCCACGCUCUUCGGCCAGCACCACAGAUCGGAGGUGGAGGACAAGCAUCGGGGGCGCGCCAGGGAGCGCAAGAAGCUUUCUUGGCUCGCCGGGAUCAUACCGCGCCGCCGCAAGAAGCAGGCGCCGGCCGCGGCCUCCUCCUCCUCGCCGCCGUCGGCCCCGCCCCGGCGCUCCUGCCGCGUGGUCAGCAACCGGGGCCUCUCGCCGGAGCGGGACAGCCACGGGAGCGGCGACGAGAGCAGCUCGCCAGCCGCGGACCCGCCGUGGCGGCCGUCCCCGUCCCCGAUGCGGAAGACCCCGUGCCGGCGCCGCCAGACCAGCAGCAUGCCGUCGGGCUUCGCCGUCUGCCUCAGCCCGCUCGUGCGGCCCAGCCCGGGGCGCCGCCACCGCCCGGUCCAGCCGCCGGACCCCGGCGCCUUCUCCUGCGAGCUCCGGCCGUCGCCGCUCCACAACCUCUCGUCCGCCGCCCCCGUCACGCGCUGCCGCUCCAGGAAGCUCGCCGGCGGCGGCCGGUUCCGGUGAUCUUUCCAUUUUUACCCUUUUCAUCCCCUGAUUACCACCACCAAAUCAGGAUUGCUAGUCCAAUUUCUUAGCUUUUCUCUUCCUUUUACAUUUUGUCCACUUGUGAAGAAGAGUCUGUAAGAUUGGCGCACCCAAACUCCAAACCACUCCGUUGACAAAUACAGCGUAGGUUACUACUGCAAUGUAACGAGCUGCUUGUAUCAAGUACUUGUUCAUGUUUGUACAGCUAGCUGUCUAGUAAUCUUGAUGUUUUGCAAAAUAGUAGAACUCUCUCUAAUCCAAGCUUUUCGAUCAUGUUUGGGUUCAGAAAAAAGAUUAGACUUAAUGAUGUCUAUGGUACAGGUCCUAUA